This is a messenger RNA of Dunckerocampus dactyliophorus (ringed pipefish), 2193 nucleotides long. RefSeq names its product transmembrane protein 198-like. Gene Ontology annotation, cellular component: plasma membrane. Bases 548 to 1546 code for a protein of 332 amino acids. The record is from RefSeq and is a predicted model, not a curated record. The transcript has 5 exons. Lineage: Eukaryota; Metazoa; Chordata; Actinopteri; Syngnathiformes; Syngnathidae.
UUGACAUUUUUUCUUGCCUCAUUCCAGCUGCAGCUUAUAUGGAUCUCUUCACACUAAUAAGCCAAGACCAGUGUAAACAUCAUGGUAAGAAAUUGGCUCCAGUUUGUAAAAGAAACAAAUGGUGCCACAUGUGGUUGCUUGUAUCACAAUUCUCAAACAGUGCUAAGAGUGCUAAGCCACAUGCCAGGAUCAAUAUGCUGCUGUGUGUCACUUCCUAUUCUGCAUCCUGCAUGUGAACAAAAGAAGCAGGGGAGAGAGGAAAAUGGUAAACUCAAAGAGGAACCCAAGUUUCUCUUCUCCUUCCUUCACAGGGAAAUGCACGUAUUCCUUUUAGUGACAACAUGAGCUUUGCUGAGAUGCAAUAUGCCUCACAUGGAUUAACAGUGUGGCUCGCUGGAACAGCUUUUGUACUCUUUCUGCAGGUGGACAGCAGUAUAAAAGAGUUAAAGAUCCUUUCAUCCACACAUGUGGGCUUGCUCACUCCAUGAUGAAACAGGCAGUGUCACAUGCUGAGCAUCUGUGCUGGAAACAGUAAUCCUCCUCCAAGAUGGCAGUCACGUCACUGAACGUUACUGAGGAGCCAGUUGCUGAGGUGGACAUAUGCAUGUUUGAGAUUGAUAGCAGCCACGAGGUCAUCCCGUCUAUUGUCUGCUCCGUCUGCCUUUCUUUUGGACUGAUCUACUGCUUUUUUGGGUACCGCUGUUUCAAGAUUGUCACAUUCUUUUCUGGCUUCAUGUUUGGAUCAGCGUCUGUCCUACUGCUGUACCACAAUGAGCCUGUGCUGGAGGCUCACCUGGGGGCUGAGGCCAAAUCUGGGAUUGGCCUGGGCAUGGGGGUGCUCUGCGGCCUGGUGACCCUGCUGGUGUCCACCUUGGGGAUCCUCUUGUGUGGCCUCCAACUGGGCUGCCUGCUCUCCUCUGCCACCCUCGUAGUCGUCGGACAGUUUUACAGCCUCACACCAGCGUGGGUGCCCUUGAGUGCCAUCAUGGCUGCCAGCAUUGCCACAGCUGUGCUCACACUGCAGUGGCAGAAACUGUUUGUCAUCAUGUACACAUCAGUGUUUGGUGCCAUCACUGUGAUGCUGUGUGUGGAUUACUUAGUGGGAGCCUUCAUGCUGCCUGAUCAUGUGUAUGAUAUGUUUUGUCAAGCGACCCCACUUUCACUAUGUUGGUUCAAUUGGGCAAUUAGUGGAAUUGGCCCGGCUUUAAGUCUUACAGGCGUGGCGGUGCAGUGGAAGUUUACCGCCAAAGGAGCAUCACAUACAGAGGCUUCACACAAAAAAAUGAAGAAACAUGCCAAAAAGCAUAAAUUCUCAGAGUCUAGAAGAAGGCCACCACAUUAUCGUCAGCGUAGGCCUCCACCUCUAAAACGCUAUGCCGGGGACGUCCUUGCACCAAGUUACCUCCGCAGCCUGCAGGAGCGCCAGAUGGGAACAGGCUCCUCCAGCAGCAGUGUCAGCACCAUCACACACACUCUCAUUGACUUUGACUUUGAGACCGGCUCCAUGGUGCCUCUGACUGCGACCUCGCCAACCAUCAUGGUGUGAAGGAGCAGUGGAACAGAUGACAGUGCAUUAAACAUAUCUGAGGGGUGUUCAUCGCGACUGACGAUAGUCCCAUUCUUAGGCUUCAUGCAUGCAAAGAUGCUUGAAGAGAAUCUGUCAGUAUGUUAAGCCAUACUGGGGUAUGCUUUGUUUCACACUACGGCAAAUGGACAAUUUCACUACACUAAAAAGCUGCAGUUCAUGUCACAUGAUAGAUAGAUAAUUAUAAUUAAAUGGCUCGAGACAGCCACUGUAUGGUGGGAGAAAGUUAGGACAAUUCCAAGGGCCCCUGGGGAGCCCAAUGUGAGCCUACAAUUAAUGUUAUUGAAAUGGAGCCUUGCAGGCUAGAAUGCAAAAACGCAUAGUUGUUUUAUCUUAAAACACUUCAUACUGACUUGGACUUGGGAAAUCAGCAUGCCGGUCAUUAUCAUUGUCAGAAUGGUGUGCAGUGCUUGCACAAACUUUACCACACACUAAAAUGACACAUAAGAGGUCAUAUCAAACAUACAGGAAAUAAAUUCAAUGACUGAUCGAUUUUCAUUCAGCCAGAUGUCCAAUGUUCCAACAGACGUAUGAAGUCACUUGAAUAUAUGCAAUUCAUUUUAAAAGUCAUCAUGAAACGUAUUGCUUCCACGCACCUUCUUGUCUUG